UUAUUUCCGGUGACGGCGGCGAGAGUUGAAACCGGAGAGAAGAAUUUGCAGGAAGCUUCGAGAGGGGAGGCUACAUUUCCUAAUUACCGCCCCGACGUACGAACCCAAAACCCAAAUUCGCUUUCCCCAAUCGAGCCACGGUUUUCUCCGCCGUCGGCUUCUUCUUCUCAGGUGCUUUCGACUGACACCAUGGCUGCGGCGCUCGCGGUGACGGACGAGGUGGCGCUACCGAUCCGGGCGGUGGGGGAUCUGGCGGCAGCCGCCGAGGUCUCGCGGGAAGAGGUGGCGGUCAUCACCCAGUGCGAGGCGCUUGGUGGCAAGUUGCCCUUUGAUGAUGCAUCAGUUGGUGCUGUUCUUGCGGUCAUUAAAAACGUGGAAAGCUUGAGGGACCAGUUGGUUGCUGAAAUUAGCCGCGUGCUGAAAGCUGGGGGGAAAGUACUGGUGCAGAACUUCGCGUCCUCCUCCAGUCAAAAUCCAAAUGCCAAUAUUGAGCGCAAGUUACUGAUGGGGGGAUUUGUUGAAGUGCAAGCUUCUGCUGCAAGCACGCAGGACAGUGUGCAAUCUGUUACUAUUAAGGCAAAGAAGGCCACCUGGAGCAUGGGUUCUUCUUUCCCCCUUAAGAAAGUAACAAAGGCCCUUCCUAAGAUUCAAAUUGAUGAUGACUCUGAACUGAUUGAUGAAGACAGUCUCUUGACCGAGGAGGAUUUGAAGAAACCACAACUUCCAGUUGUUGGGGAUUGUGAAGUGGGGGCAACAAGGAAGGCAUGCAAGAACUGUACUUGUGGCAGAGCUGAGGCUGAAGAGAAGGUGGAGAAGCUAGAGCUCACUGCAGAGCAGAUCAAUAACCCUCAGUCAGCUUGUGGCAGUUGUGGGUUGGGUGACGCGUUUCGAUGUGGUACCUGUCCAUACAGAGGCCUCCCACCGUUCAAGCCUGGCGAUAAGGUUUCCUUGUCUCUCAACUUCCUUGCCGCUGACAUAUGAUGGUAGCUGGUAGAGAACAGCAGCGCCAUUGGGAGAUAGAAAUUGCCUUAUUUGAUUUGUUCGUUCGUUAGGACGAUACGUUGUUCGUGAAGUAUGAGUGAUGUUUACCGCAGAA
Messenger RNA from Phragmites australis (common reed), 1096 nucleotides. RefSeq names its product anamorsin homolog. Bases 190 to 981 code for a protein of 263 amino acids. Gene Ontology annotation, molecular function: iron-sulfur cluster binding; S-adenosylmethionine-dependent methyltransferase activity. The record is from RefSeq and is a predicted model, not a curated record. Gene Ontology annotation, biological process: iron-sulfur cluster assembly. Gene Ontology annotation, cellular component: cytoplasm. NCBI's taxonomy places the organism in Eukaryota, Viridiplantae, Streptophyta, Magnoliopsida, Poales, Poaceae. The transcript has 8 exons.